Messenger RNA from Silurus meridionalis, 3463 nucleotides. It is a transcript of the gene kcnc4, whose product is annotated as potassium voltage-gated channel, Shaw-related subfamily, member 4. Lineage: Eukaryota; Metazoa; Chordata; Actinopteri; Siluriformes; Siluridae. Gene Ontology annotation, molecular function: delayed rectifier potassium channel activity; protein binding. Gene Ontology annotation, biological process: potassium ion transmembrane transport; protein homooligomerization. Gene Ontology annotation, cellular component: dendrite membrane; neuronal cell body membrane; axon. The record is from RefSeq and is a predicted model, not a curated record. The transcript is spliced from 5 exons. The coding region runs from base 336 to 2138 and encodes 600 amino acids.
GGAUACUUGAGGAGUUGCAACACAUCUCAAACCCAACAAACUGACACCGACUCAGACUAAACACCAAAGCAUGGAGGACUUGCAUCACGCAGAUUGACGGCUAUAUUAGUGCAUUAUUUGGACACUUGGACACACCCUUUAGGUCAUGCAAAAUCAGGCGGUGUUUCUUGGAUAACAGGUGGUUCUUCGAGGCCUUAGCGAGCGUUAUGCCGCACUUACGACCCCGGUGUCGAUAACGGCGAGUCAUCCGUCUACCACUUCCACUUUUGUCGCGUGAUGUUCUGAAAUCUGAUUACGGGAGUGACCGGCGCGCGCUCGCCUCUCCAUCCAAAUCUAUGAUCAGCUCGGUGUGUGUUUCGUCUUACCGCGGGCGCAAGUCGGGCAACAAACCUCCGUCCAAAUCAUGUCUGAAGGAAGAGAUGGCCAGGGCCGAAGACUCGGACAAGAUCAUCCUGAACGUGGGCGGCACGCGCCACGAGACCUACAAGAGCACGCUUAGGAGUAUCCCGGGCACGCGCCUCGCGUGGCUAGCCGAGACAGAAGCGCAGCUGGAAUCCACAUCGGACGCGGGACACACGUCGAGCAGCACCAACGAGUUCUUUUUUGACAGGCACCCGGGCAUCUUCGCCUACGUGCUCAACUACUACCGAACCGGGAAACUCCACUGCCCGGCGGAUGUGUGCGGCCCGCUGUUCGAGGAGGAACUCGCCUUCUGGGGCAUUGACGAGACAGAUGUGGAGCCGUGCUGCUGGAUGAAUUACCGGCAGCACCGCGACGCUGAGGAGGCGCUGGACAUCUUCGAGCCACCCGAUCCUGAGGACGCCGACGACGAUCGCGACGUGCCGCGACGCUUCGGAUUCGAGGACUGUCCCGAGCACUCCAGAGGAUGCUUCGAAGUUUGGCAGCCCAAAAUCUGGGCUCUUUUUGAAGACCCAUACUCGUCGCGCGCUGCCAGGAUCAUAGCCUUUGUCUCUCUCUUUUUCAUCUUGGUGUCGAUCACCAACUUCUGCCUUGAGACCCAUGAAGCCUUCAAUGAAAUCCGGAACCGUAGCGAAAUGAUUGCGAUUGGCAACACUACCAAGGUGGUAUUCACUCUGGAGGUGGUGACGAAUCCUGCGCUCACACUUGUGGAGGGCAUCUGUGUGGUGUGGUUUACUUUUGAAUUCCUGGUGCGCAUCAUCUGCUGUCCUGACAAGCAUCUCUUCAUCAAAAAUUUGCUGAACAUCAUUGACUUUGUGGCUAUUCUGCCCUUCUACUUGGAGAUGAGUCUGAGCGGACUCUCCUCCAAAGCGGCCACAGAUGUGCUCGGAUUCCUGAGAGUGGUGCGUUUUGUGCGGAUCCUGCGAAUCUUCAAGCUGACCCGUCAUUUUGUAGGGCUGCGAGUGCUUGGCCACACACUGCGUGCAAGUGUGAAUGAAUUCUGCCUUCUCAUCAUCUUUCUUGCUCUUGGCGUCCUCAUCUUUGCUACAAUGAUCUACUACGCAGAGCGAAUUGUUGGAGGCUCUCAUGAUCCGCACGCGAACAGCCACACGCAUUUCAAAAACAUUCCGAUCAGCUUCUGGUGGGCUGUGGUCACUAUGACCACGCUGGGUUAUGGGGACAUGUAUCCUCAGACCUGGCUGGGCAUGAUGGUUGGUGCUCUGUGUGCAAUAGCAGGCGUUCUAACCAUUGCCAUGCCAGUCCCUGUUAUUGUUAACAAUUUUGGAAUGUACUACUCCCUGGCAAUGGCGAAGCAGAAGUUGCCCAAGAAGAGGAAACGUCAUCACCGAAACCCAGAUGCAGUGCUGGACUCAGCCUCAUUUGGGAAAUCUGAGAGCAACUCACCCAGGAAUAGCACCCAAAGUGACACAUGCCCUCUUGCACCUGAGGAAAACAUAGGGAGGAACCGUUCAGGCUCAAAGCAGAAUGGUGAUGCUAAUGUCGUUUUAUCCGAGGAUGAGCCGCUGUCUCCCAGCGAGAGGUGGUCCCUCUGCCGUUCACACAAACGAGACAAGUGCAAGAAAGAAGGGACCGCUUUCCUCCUGACUUCUGGAGACUUUUCCUGCAGCACUGAUGCCACUAUUUGUACAGAGAGCUGCAAAGAUGCCAUUGCAACCACAACCGGCUACAGCCAGCCAGAAGUGACUACAAUGACGUGAAGUGACAUUAUUAGAUGAACAGAAGAGAUCCUAUCCAUCAGAGUUCCUAUCCAUCAAAGAUUCUAUCCAUCAGAGAUCAUAUCCAUCAGCGUUCCUAUUCAUCAGAGAUCCUAUCUAUCAGAGAUCCUGUUUAUCAGGGAUCUUGUUCAUCAGGGAUCUUAUCCAUUUGUGUGUGUUGGAUCUCAGCCUUUCAUCUAGCAGUCCCAGCCUUAUGCACACAAGUCCCCUUUCUGUGCAGAACAACAUACUUGUUGUCAUUUCAGCAUGUCUUUGCAUGACCUCACUCUGUAUGUCGUACCUUUACAAGUGUACUUAAUAUUUUGGGCUCCUCCAAUCUUGUCUGUACUGUAUGUUGUCUUAUCUGAAGUGACUUUGUCAACAACAUUGCGAAAAUCUUUACUUUCAUGCAAGCGAUGGGAACGUUUUGCAAUGGUCACAACGUUAGUGGGCAGCAGCAUUUUUUUAGGGUUGGGAUAACAUCAGUGUCCUAUUUCCAAAAAUAGCCUAGUACAAUUGAUAGUCUCAUAAGGUAGGCGUCAGGAGCCACGUCUGACAAAUAUGCCCUUAAAUCUUUAUAUUAAAAAGGGAAAUUGUUAGCCUUCUUGUAAAAUUUGGAAGUUGGAUUUGUUUUGACUAAAGAAAAACAUUUGGAACAUUUCUGUAUCUGAUUAGUAUCAUGUCAGAGAUUUGCUGUAGAAUUAGCAAAACAUAUAGAAAACAUCUAAUCCUUAUUUACUGUAUAUGUACUUUGUUCUGUUCUUGCUGUGCCUUCUGUAAUGUAAUGAAAAAAAACAAUCAUUCUGACACAUCAGCAGAAGUAUAUAAAGUAUAGUCUCUAAUAUAGGUGAAAGAAGUCUUUUAUUCUUUUUUAUUAUUAUUAGUCUGCCAUAGUUGCCUUAUGUUAAUGAACCAAACAAAAUGUUAGUUUUUAUUUCAACAUUCAAUCUCAUUCAAUGACAAAAAUACUGUUUGUAAAUAAAAGCACACGUGUAUGUAGCGCAGUAUGUUAUGCCAUUGUGUAUAUUAUAGAGUUAGCAUAACCAUGCCACAAAUGCUAUAUAUCAUAUUAUGGUAACUAUGUAUAAAACAUAAACAGAGAUUAUUUUUUCUAUGGUAUUUAUGUUUUUAGCCCCAGUCAUCUCUGUGUGUGUGUUUCAGGGGAAAUGGCUUCUCGUGUAGAAUUGUAUGGUACCAUGCAGCAACUCGUAAUGAACCUGUAUAAUGUGUGUCUUCGUGAUGCUGUUAACAUUUUUGUAAAAUGUAGGCAUGUUUCUAUGCACCUCUGUUGGAAUACAAUGAAAAUAAAAUAUCCCCUAAUCUACAAA